Oreochromis niloticus (Nile tilapia) is the source of this 1789-nucleotide messenger RNA. Its product is annotated as fucolectin-6. The record is from RefSeq and is a predicted model, not a curated record. The transcript is spliced from 6 exons. NCBI's taxonomy places the organism in Eukaryota, Metazoa, Chordata, Actinopteri, Cichliformes, Cichlidae. Bases 287 to 1222 code for a protein of 311 amino acids.
GAUAUUGCAAAAUAACCAGGAAAACAUCUGUGGUCUGGCACACUGAUUCGCGACAAUGGCUAGAAAUAGAAUUCACAAGUAUGGAAGUGAAACUGAUGUGCAUGGGACACAAACCAGUGCGAAGUAAUUGGACAAUGUUGAGAAGGAAUAUGAUAUAUUUUCUGCUGAGGUAAAGGCACGAAUGCACAUAAAAAACAAAAGAUAACAGAAAUAUCAUCAGUAGCAGUUUUUCUGAUUCACUGAAAGUCCCGGGGGAAACAGUAUCUGCUUUGUUCGGAUCUUCAGAAUGAUGAAACGGAGUGUUUUCUUUUUGCUGCUCCUCCUGAGAACGACUUUGGUUUCCACUUAUCAAAAUCUGGCUACGCGUGGUAAAGCAACUCAGUCAACCUGUUACCCGCAUCCCAGGGCAUCUGCCCUCAAUGCAAUCGAUGGAAACCGUAAUUCUGACUUUAUGGCGGGGUCGUGCACACACACUAAUGAACAGACCAAUCCCUGGUGGAAAGUGGACCUGCUUCAGUCCUACAUCAUCACGUCCAUCACCGUCACUAACAGAGGAGACUGCUGUCAUGAAAGGCUCAACGGGCUGGAGAUCCACAUUGGCAACUCUUUGGACAAUGACGGUUUAGAUAACCCAAAGGUUGGUAGAAUUUCUCAAAUUCGUUCGGGCAAAUCCUCCAAUCUGACUUUUACCAAUCGUGUGGAGGGACAGUAUGUAACUUUGACUGUGCUCGGUUCACAAAGGAUCCUCACACUCUGCGAAGUGGAAAUCUAUGGAUACCCUACUCCAACUGAGGAGAAUCUUGCACUCCAAGGAAAAGCCACACAAUCCUCACUGUAUGCAUUUGGCAAUGCAUUUAAUGCCAUAGAUGGAAAUCGUAACAGCAAAUGGGAAGAUGCCUCCUGCACUCUCACACAAAAAUCAAUGAGCCCCUGGUGGCGACUUGAUCUGCUCAAAACACAUAAAGUAUUUUCUAUUAAUAUAGUAAAUCAAGAUUCUCUUCCAGAACGACUCAAUGGAGCCGAGAUCCGCAUUGGCGAUUCCCUUCACAACAACGGGAACAACAACUCCAGGUGUGCUGUGAUCACAAGCAUCGCUGGAGAUGUUGUUGCUAAGUUCACAUGCAAUGGGAUGGAAGGCCGCUAUGUUAAUAUUGUCAUUCCCAACAGAGAAGAGUUCCUGAGUCUGUGUGAGGUCGAAGUGUACGGCUCUAGGCUGGAUUAAAAAACAUAAAAACAAACAAGAAGUUUGCACACUGCAGAAGUUUAAUAUUAGGUAUUUAUUGCAUGCCAACAAAUGUUUGGCAUGCAAACUUCCCAACCUGCUCUACCACCUGAGCUACAGGCACCCUCUGACUCUGCCCCUCGUUGUGGCAACGAUGUGCAUGGAUAUUUCAUAUGUAUGCUACAUUAGGACUGUUACAGUAAAAUAAUUACUUUGAUUCUAUGUAAAACAUGAAUCAAACUUUGCCUGAAGCUCUAUUUUUGGCAUUUCACAGCCAAGGCUUUCCCAAAGUUUUAAGUUAAAGUUUCACGCCCGAAACCGGGUUUCUAUAGCCAAAAAAGCGCGAUGUACUGUCCCGGACAGUAAAGUGACCCGGUCACUUAGCGUAUUCUGGGAUGCCCCAUACCCCACAGGUUGCCAAACUGAACUAACCCUCUUCGCCGAGAGGUCAAGGCCGAGCGUCCCACGGCCAGGAGGGAGAGUCACCCCCGAGCUCCGCGCUUCUAAAGACUCCCAGAGUCCCGUCCUAAGAUAAUUUAAUUAAUUUGAAAACACCCCAUAAAAUCA